This is a messenger RNA of Closterium sp. NIES-65, 693 nucleotides long. The record is from the annotation of a GenBank genome assembly. NCBI's taxonomy places the organism in Eukaryota, Viridiplantae, Streptophyta, Zygnematophyceae, Desmidiales, Closteriaceae.
AUGGAGUCGGGCGAAAGGGGGUGGCAUGUUGCCGUGCACAAGGAGGUGCCUUCCGUGCCUGGCUUUGAACUUGGUGGUGCUGAUGGUACUGCUGUCGUUGGUGGUCCUGUUGAUGGUGGUGCUGAUGGUACUGCUGUCGUUGGUGGUCCUGUUGAUGGUGGUGCUGAUGGUACUGCUGUCGUUGGUGGUCCUGUUGAUGGUGGUGCUGAUGGUAGUGCUGUCGUUGGUGGUCCUGUUGAUGGUGGUGCUGAUUGUACUGCUGUCGUUGGUGGUCCUGUUGAUGGUGGUGCUGAUGGUACUGCUGUCGUUGGUGGUCCUGUUGAUGGUGGUGCUGAUGGUACUGCUGUCGUUGGUGGUGCUGUUGAUGGUGGUGGUGAUGGUACUGCUGUCGUUGGUGGUGCUGUUGAUGAUGGUGGUGCUGAUGGUACUGCUGUCGUUGGUGGUGCUGUUGAUGGUGGUGCUGAUGGUACUGCUGUCGUUGGUGGUGCUGUUGAUGAUGGUGGUGCUGAUGGUACUGCUGUCGUUGGUGGUGCUGUUGAUGGUGGUGCUGAUGGUACUGCUGUCGUUGGUGGUGCUGUUGAUGAUGGUGGUGCUGAUGGUACUGCUGUCGUUGGUGGUGGUCGUGAUGGUGGUGGCGGGUGUGGGGUGGAAGGCGGUGAUGACCCGCCAACAGACAAAACACCUGUACAAUGA